Messenger RNA from Emys orbicularis (European pond turtle), 1040 nucleotides. It is a transcript of the gene NPL, whose product is annotated as N-acetylneuraminate pyruvate lyase. The record is from RefSeq and is a predicted model, not a curated record. Gene Ontology annotation, molecular function: N-acetylneuraminate lyase activity. The transcript is spliced from 12 exons. NCBI's taxonomy places the organism in Eukaryota, Metazoa, Chordata, Testudines, Emydidae. The coding region runs from base 129 to 1040 and encodes 303 amino acids. Gene Ontology annotation, biological process: N-acetylneuraminate catabolic process.
AUGCUCAGCAAUAAAAAGGAAGCCACAGCGACUCGAGGGGGCAGAGUCAGGCACCAGAUCAGUCUCGCUGCCGAGGUCCAGGGGAGGCAGCGCGGUGUGCUGGCCACAGGGGCUCACUCUGCAGCUCAAUGGCAUCCCCAAAGAGAUUGCAGGGUCUCACAGCAGCUACAAUCACUCCAAUGACUCCAGAUGGAGAAAUUAACCUCUCUGUGAUUGGGCAAUAUGUGGAUUAUCUUGUAAAAGAGCAGGGUGUGAAGAACAUUUUUGUGAAUGGCACAACAGGAGAAGGGCUGUCACUGAGCACCCAGGAGAGGAAGCAGCUGGCAGAGGAGUGGGUGACCAAAGGGAAAAACAAGUUGGAUCAUGUGAUCAUUCACGUGGGAGCAUUAAGUCUACCAGAGGCAAAGGAACUGGCCAAACAUGCAGCUGCAAUAGGAGCCAGUGGUAUUGCUGGGAUCGCCCCCUUUUUUUUCAAACCUACAAACAAAGAUACAUUGGUUGCUUUCUUACGGGAAGUUGCAUCUGAAGCCCCUGGCAUUCCAUUUUAUUACUAUCACAUUCCUCCUUUAACAGGUGUAAAGAUUCGUGUUGAGGAGCUGCUGGAUGGUAUAAAAGAACAGAUCCCCACCUUCCAGGGGGUGAAGUUCAGUGACACAGACCUCUUGGACUUCGCACAGUGUGUGAAGAACAACAAAGAGCAAUUUGUGCUACUCUAUGGGGUGGAUGAGCAUCUGCUGAGUGCACUGGCAAUAGGAGCAUCUGGGGCAGUUGGAAGCACAUACAACUACCUGGGCAAAAAAAACAACUUGAUGUUGGAGGCUUUUGCAAAGCAAGACCUUGCAUUAGCACAACGGUAUCAGUUCUGUACUGGAGAAUUUCUCAGCUUUGUAUUCAAACUAGGUUUUGGUGUUGCACAGACUAAAGCAGUCAUGACUUUUACCUCAGGGAUUCCAAUGGGUCCCCCACGGCUUCCGCUCCUGAGUGCCUCUGUGGAUUUUAUUGAGAAAGCAAAAGCUAAAAUGGAGAGCCUGAUUGUGUGA